AUGAUUCGUCGUCUGUCGACGUCGUUCUCUUUUGUUAGGAAUCAUUUCCUUUAUAACCGUCGAAAAUUCAACCAGACGACUUCGGGUGUUGCCCCAUUUCUUAGGCCGUCGAAGAGCGACAUUGAAAUGUCCAGUGAUUUCAGGUGUUUUUUUUUCUUUUCUUUUUUCUUUUUUUUCUUUUUUUUCUCUGUCUUUCUUUUCUCUCUUUUUCUCUCUUUUUCUCUCUCUCUUUCCUUCUCUCUUUUUCUCUCUCUUUCCUUCUCUCUUUUUCUCUCUCUUUCCUUCUCUCUUUCUCUCUCUCUCUUUCCUUCUCUUUUUUUUCUCUCUCUCUUUCCUUCUCUCUUUUUCUCUCUCUCUUUCCUUCUCUCUUUUUCUCUCUCUCUUUCCUUCUCUCUUUUUCUCUCUCUCUUUCCUUCUCUCUUUUUCCUUCUCUUUCUUCUUUCCUCUCUUUCCUUCUCUUUUUCCUUCUCUCUCUCCUUCUCUCUCUUUCCUUCUCUCUUUCUCUCUCUCUUUCCUUCUCUCUCUCUCUCUCUCUCAUUAUAUUUUGUAAAUAUUAUUUCUUUUACUAUUCUCUCUUUUUUUUUUUCUAUCUUCUUUUUCUUUCUCUUCUUUUUCUUUCGCCUUUUCUUUCUCUCUCUCUCUCACGUUCUCUUUUCUUUUUCUCUCUCUCUUUCCCUUUUCUCUCUCUCUAUCUCUUCCCCCUUCCUUCUCUCUCUCUCUCUCUCUCUCUUCCCCUUUUUUCUUUCUUUUUCUCUCUCUUCCCCUUUCUUUCUUUUUCUCUCUCUUCCCCUUUUCCUUUCCUCUCUCUUCCCUUUCUUUCUUUCUCUCUCUCUCCCUUUCUUUUUUUUUCUCUCUCUUCCCCUUUCUUUCUUUCUCUCUCUCUUCCCCUUUCUUUCUUUCUCUCUCUCUUCCCCUUUCUUUCUUUCUCUCUCUCUUCCCCUUUCUUUCUUUCUUUCUUUCUUUCUUUCUUUCUUUCUUUCUUCUCCCUUUCUUUCUUUCUUUCUCUCUCUCUUCCCCUUUUUUCUUUCUUUUUCUCUCUCUUCCCCUUUUUUCUUUCUUUCUCUCUCUCUUCCCCUUUCUUUCUUUCUCUCUCUCUCUUUCCUUUCUUUCUUCUCUUUCUUUCUUCCCCUUUCUUUCUUUCUCUCUCUCUUCCCCCCUUUCUUUUCCUUCUCUCUCUCUCUUCUUCCCCUUUCUUUCCUUCUCUCUCUCUCUUUCCCCUUUCUUUCUCUCUCUCUUUCCCUUUCUUUCUCCUCUCUUUCUUUCUCUUUCCUCUUUCUUUCUCCUCCUCCUCCUCCUCUCUCUCUCUCUCUCUCAUGUUUGCUGCACCGAGCUUUCAGUCUUUUCCUUUUUAAUAAAAGUGGAGAGAUGUUGUUACAACAACGAUCAACUAGCAAAAUCACAUAUCCAGAUCACUUCACAAAUGCGUGCUGUAGCCAUCCGCUGUACACUCCGAGGGAACUGGAACAAGACGAUGCGAUUGGGGUCCGACGUGCCGCUCAACGUAGAGUUAAACAGGAAUUGGGAAUCACUCCUGAGCAGAUUCCAUUAAAAGCCAUUCAUUAUGUCACCCGAGUGCAUUAUUUGGCUGCCAACGUACCUCGAGAUGGUAAAUGGGGAGAGCAUGAAAUUGACUAUGUCUUAUUUGCACAAUGCAAUGUGGAUCUUGACCCAAACCCGAAUGAAGUGAAAAGCACAAAAUAUUUAGACAAAAAAGGAAUGAAAGAAUUUCUUGCAACUGCUGAUGAUCGAGGAAUCCUCUUGACUCCAUGGUUUCGACUUAUUGCUGACAACUUUUUGUUUCAAUGGUGGGACAACCUUCAAAGCCUCUCCACACAGUUUGAUCACAAAACCAUCUAUCGAUUACUGUAA
This is a messenger RNA of Acanthosepion pharaonis, 1869 nucleotides long. The record is from the annotation of a GenBank genome assembly. Lineage: Eukaryota; Metazoa; Mollusca; Cephalopoda; Sepiida; Sepiidae.